Messenger RNA from Pongo pygmaeus (Bornean orangutan), 11627 nucleotides. It is a transcript of the gene SREBF2, whose product is annotated as sterol regulatory element binding transcription factor 2. The coding region runs from base 6251 to 9991 and encodes 1246 amino acids. Gene Ontology annotation, molecular function: RNA polymerase II cis-regulatory region sequence-specific DNA binding; protein dimerization activity; DNA-binding transcription factor activity, RNA polymerase II-specific. Gene Ontology annotation, biological process: positive regulation of cholesterol storage; positive regulation of transcription by RNA polymerase II. The record is from RefSeq and is a predicted model, not a curated record. Gene Ontology annotation, cellular component: nucleus. Lineage: Eukaryota; Metazoa; Chordata; Mammalia; Primates; Hominidae. The transcript has 19 exons.
CUUGGCUUGGGCCUCCUGUUCCUACCCCAUCACUGCCCUUGACAAAGGAUUGGUGUUGGGAAAGGACCUGGAAGUGCCCUGGGACCUGGGAAACAUUUAGCUCAAGAAGACCUUGGAGCAACAUGAUCUCUGUCCUCAGAUGUCUGGGGACAGUCAUUGAGCAAGCACAGGGAAGUCAGCUUGUUCUUUCCAGCAGCGCUGGAAGACAGUCAACCUGUGGGGGGGGGCUGCAAGGGGACAGGCCGCAGCCCUGCAGGAGGCCGUGCUCCGCAAUGGCUGCUCUAAGCUGCAUGGGUCAGACAGCUUCCUGUCUCGGGAGGCCACAGGGCAGGGAAGCUGCAGAGGGCAUGUGGCCUUGGGUAGGGCAGCUGCCUUUCACUCAUGCCCCUCCCAAGCAGAGGAGGGAAGGGUUUUAGUGAGAAUUCUAGCUCUGCCUCUUUGACUUUACCAAGUCAGGAUCUGCCUCUUAAAGGAGCAGAGAAAACCGUCACAGAUCCCCUCCACACCCAGCCCCCUACCACUGACAGAGCCCAAGUGAGAUCUGAGUCUUAGCCCUUCAGAUUUGCUGACUGGCCUUGGCCCAUGCCUCCCUGUGCUGCAGCUUUAUUGGCAAAAUGAAUUUGAUGGUAUCUGUAUCCCCUGCCCAGCCCUAACCUGUUUCUCUGAGGCUGGUCUCCCUACGGGGCUGCAGCAGCAAAGGGAAGCCGAGCCUUACGGAGGCCUCAUGGAAGGGCCCAGAACAUCCUGCACCCAUCAGUUACUCAGAAGUAAGGGGACAAGAAGCAGCUGGAAGAGAGCUGGGUGUGGGGGCUGGGAGGAGUGCUGGAGAAAUUUCCCCAUCAGAACUGCACCAGCCACCUGGGGCCCUUACUGGGCAGUGGAGGCAGGGCAGUGUGGUAGGACUGAUUCAACAGACCUAGUUGUGUCUCCACCUUGCCCUUCUCGGGUUGUGUGACCCCAGCCACAUGGACACCCGACUCUGUGAACUAAAGGGCUGGGCCGUGGCAUUAACGGUGGAGGGUGUCCAGGUUCUUGGUGUCUUGAACAAAGAAUUGGGCAAAAUGCACAAAGCAAGGAAGGAAUGAAGGGUUUUACUGAGAAUGAACGUAUACUCCACAGCGCGGGAGAGGGCCUGAGCAUAGGGACUCAAGCAGCCCGUUACAGAAUUUUUGGGAGUAAAUACCCCCUAGAGGAUUCCACUGGUUACCUGAGGUACACCCUAUGUAAAUGGAAAGGAUGAAGUAAAUUUACAAAUUCAUUUACAGCAUAUACCAUAUGGGGAGGAUAUUUCCUGUUAUAGCUGAAGCGUGAAUUGGCCUUAUGUUCCCUGCCUCCAGACCCUAUUUUCCUGCAUCAAUGGGAAAGGGUCAGAUUCACUGGCUCAGCUGUUUAACCUGUCCUGGUGUCAGCAGCUGGAGCUGGGCGUCAGGACCAGCCCACAAGCUCUUCCCUGCCGGGAGGACCAGGCCAGUUGCUGUCCUCUUCAUGCUGGAGAGUGGUUGUGGUUGCUGACUUAGCAGAGAAGGUGCUUAGCUUUCCCCUUAACUGGAGAAAAAACUUUCUAAGAACCAGGCCUGGUUGGCAGCAGACCUAGCUUUCUUGGGGUGUCAGGGAGGUUAAAGGAUACCUCAGAACAGUCAGCGGUGGGUCCAGCUUCGGCUGGAGGUUCUUUCUACUGAAUAACUUCUAUGGGCUCUGUCAUUAGCAGGAUUUGUAUAAUUUGAAGCAGAGCUGGGCAACUGCAGAGCAAUGGGGAAGGCAGCCCAGUGUGGUGGCGAGACCUGGGCAACUUGGGACCAGCCUGGGCUGUCUCUUGCCAGCUGUUGUUAUCAGAACCAGGCUCUUCACACUCAGAUCCUUGGGCCCCCCAUCUCAGAAUGCCCGGUGGUUGAAAAGAUGAAACCUGGAAUUUAAGUGACUUCUCAGUGAUGUGUGCCCUUCUCUGAUGGUUCCUUGUUCAUCCCAUAUAUUUACUGACUGCCUGCUGUAUGCAGAGCCAAAGAGUGGGGCCUGGUCUUAACUAUCUCCUCAUCUGCCCCUUCUGGCACCUCCUUCCUCCUGGGCUCUUUCCUCUAAUACUGUCAUCCUCUCUCCAUCCUGGUUAAUCCUGUCCUUUCUGCCCUCAAAUGGGCACCUUCAAAGAAACAAACAGAACUACUCCACUCGCUCCCUCUCUCCCUCCCUUUACUGCCACUGUUGAUUGUUACAGUCACUUGCUCCAGGAAGUCCACUUUCUGAGUCUUACUGCAGACAGAGCCCACCCCCUGAGCUGUAAAGGCCCUAGGGCACAUGUUUGUCCAGCCGCCUCUUGCAGCUGGGAUUGUUAGGUCACUAUAGCACUACCAACUGCAUAUACCACUCUGGGAGUUGUGCUGGUGGCGGCAGUGGUCACAGGUGCCAGGGGCAGCAGUGAAGGGGUGGCUCUAAUGCCAAGUCCAGUGACCAGUGCCAGGGUGCCCAGUGGUGGCAACAGUGGUGUUUUCAGUGUGAUCUUGGACAUUGCUCCUGUCUACUCAGCUGCUAGGCCCAGUCUUUGGAACCACUGGGGAGUCCGUGAGCUCCCUGAUAUCCUUUAAGGCAGCGUUUUCCAGCAGUGGCACUAUUAACGUUUGGGGCUAGAUAAUUGUUUGGUGUGUGUGUGUGAGGAGGGCUGUCCUGUGCGUUGUAGGCUAUUUUAACAGCAUCCCUAGCCUCUCCCUACCAGGUGCCUGUAGCAGUCCCCCAGUUAUGACAACCAAAAAUGUUUCCAGACAUUGCCAGAUGUCCACUGGGAGGGAAAACCUCCCUGGUCCACAGCGCUUCUUAUUCCAGUCCCACAUCUUCCUCCCCUUCCCCAUCACUGUCCUCAGAGAGAUGCUGUUGACAGCUCCUUGAGGUGAUUCUCUCAGGCUUGUUGUUGUAGUUCUCUGCUGUCAAGUCUGAGCCUACUGUCUCUUCCGGAUUCUUCUUUCCUCACCUGCCCCCAUUUGCAUGAAGUUUUUUAUGGAGCUGUUUCUAUUUUGUUUUUGGGCAGCCAUACUCUCUAAGACCUAAAAGCUGAAUACUCGCCCUGUUACUACCUGAUAAUUCUCAUCGCUUAUGUUUCCAAAACCAAACUUGUUAUUUCCCUCUCUAACCCCAUCUCUGUCAAACAGUGGAGUACAUGCUUUUGGUUAAUCCAAUUGGAAGGCUUCCUAGAGGAAGUAAUAUCUGAACUGAAUCCUGAAAGAUUAGGGGAAGAGGAAGAAAAGGAAAGGUGCUGUGGACAAAAGGGGAAAGUGUCAGAGGAAGUAAAUGAAAAACCAUGUAUAAAAUUAUCUUCUGUGACCCGUAGCAGGUGCCCAAUCCAUGGUAGAUAUUGAAACAUAGUGGUUACCUAGUCUAAUCCAUCCCUUUUCUUUCUUUCUUUUUUCUUUUUUUUUGAGACAAGUCUCACUCUGUUGCCUGCCUGGAGUGCAGUGGUGCGAUCUCCGCUCACUGCAACCCCCGCCUCCCGGGUUCAAGUGAUUCUUCUGCCUCAGCCUCCUGAGUAGCUAGGACUACAGGCGCUUGCCACCACGACCAGCUAAUUUUUGUAUUUUCAGUAGAGAUGGGUUUCACCAUAUUGGCCAGGAUGGUCUCGAUCUCUUGACUUCGUGAUCUGCCUGCCUCGGCCUCCUAAAGUGCUGGGAUUACAGGCGUAAGCAACUGCGCCAGGCUGUCCAUCCCUUUUCAGAUGAAGAGCUCAGGUCCUGAGGAGUGACUUGUCAAAAGCUGCUCUACCUCUCAGAGCCAGCCCUUGUCCUCCUGCUAGCCAGAGCAAGGUACCACCUGGAAGAGAUGUUCAGUUACAUGGGAUCCAGGGCGAGAGGGAAAAUAUCAGUGCUUCCUGAGGUUCCGGUCCAGCCACCAUUCUUCCACCAUUUCUACUGAGCCUUCACUUGUACCCCUUCAGUACACUUGGCGAGGCAUCACGGCCUCUGGGCAGGUUCAGUGCGAACCUAUGGGAACAGGUGUUGUGUGCCACCUCUGGAGGGGGUUACUGAGGUUCUGGGUUGUGGGGGGUGCCCUGGGCCAGAGUGAGUUGUAUGGGAGUUGUUGCUGAAUCCCCCCAGAGUACCAGUCACACACCAGUGUGAGGGGCCUUGCAAGAGCCACUGGGCAGCACAGUUGAAGGUGGCACCUUCCUGCUCAGUGCCGGGUCCAGAGCAGGGUUUAGUUUUCUGUGUCUUUCAGGGUGAGACUGGUGUAUUCUAUACCAGCCUCCCUAUGUGUGAACAAUGACGAGAACAAUCUUGUUUUCUCAAAAAAUAAGACACUAUCUAUUUCUCAGUUAUACACUUUCAUUAUAAAACAUAAUUUAAGCAAUACUGAAAUGCCAAAAAGAAAGUAAAAUUCACCCCAAAUCUCACUACUCCUGUAACUAUGUCUGACAGCCAGCUGUUGGGUCUUCCAUCGUUUUUAACCUUCAGGUGAGCACACAGAUCCUUAUUUUUUCUUUUCUUUUUUUUUUUUGAGACGGAGUCUCCUUCUGUUGCCCAGGCUGGAGUGCAAUGGCACGAUCUCUGCUCACUGCAACUGCCGCCUCCCGGGUUCAAGCGAUUCUCCUGCCUCAGCUUCCUGAGUAGCUGGGAUUACAGGCAUGCACCAUCACGCCUGGCUAAUUUUUGUAUUUUUAGUAGAGACAGCGUUUCACCAAGCUGGCCAAGCUGGUCUCCAACUCCUCACCUCAAAUGAUCUGCGCACCUAGGCCUCCUAAAGUGCUGGGAUUACCGGCGUGGGCCACCACGCCUGGCCAGAUCCUUAUUUUUUCAAUUACAAUACAGCAGUAUGCAAGGCAAUUACUGUAUGCCAAAGCUUAUGCCCAGAGCUGGCUGCCAGCAGCUCCUCCUGCCUCAAGGCCUUUGUCCAUGUCAUCAUUUCCCCUUUGGCUAUAACAGCGGCAGUUCUCUCAUAAUUUUAGGUUUCAUCUUAAAUGUCACUUCUUCAGCAUCUUCUUGACAGCACAAGUCAGGGCCCUUGUUAGUUUCAUCACAUCCAUUACCUUUCCUUGAUCACUUGUACCAUCAUCUGUAAUUUAUUUUUAUGUUUAAUACGGGUUUGGGAUUUCUGAUUUUUUUUUUUUUUUUUUUUUUUUUUUUGCUAGACUGGAAGCUCUCAGAGGGCAGGAACCAUUUGUUUCCCUGCCACAGAAAUGUUCAAUAAAUAUUGUCAAUUGAAUGUGCAAAUAAUCUCACUUAACCACAGCUAUGAGAGAUGCUAUUUUAUCCCCAUUUUAGAGAUGACGAAACUGAGGCUUAGAACAAUUAAACAGCCCAAGGUCACACAGUGAAUUAGUGGAUCCAUGUGUCUGCCUCCACACAGCCUGUGUGUUCUUAAUUAUUGAUCACUAAGCAACAGCUGCCUCUCACAAACUGGCAGGAAACUUACUUUUCCCCUUUAUCAAUAUAUUGUGAAUGCCUUUUCUUGCUAAUAAAUAUACAUUUGUGUGCGUAAUUUUUAAUGAUCCCAUGGUAUUCCAUCGUGUGGAUGUAAUUUACAUAUUCAUUUCCUUAUUCUCACUUCUUCCUAGUUACAGCACUUCUUCAAGCACUUGUAAUUUUUAUUCCUUAGGAUAAAUUCCUAGAAGUUUACAACACGACCAGCUGCAAGAUGGGGCAGUGAGGUGCUUGAAGGAGUGGGUGGGCUGCGCUUCAGAAUCCCGGUGGAACUUUUUCAAAAAACUCGUGCCCGGGGCCCCCCUCUCAGGAGGCCGUAGGUGGGCCUGGGCACUGGCGUGGUUUUCAGGUCCUCAAUGGUUCCAAGGUGCCAGGGAUUGAGGACCACUGCAGUAAGCGCGAGGUCACGGCGGGUGCAAAGCAGCAGACGUAAAAUCCUGACCGCCCUGGGACAAUCUGCAACCUUGUCAAGCCUCCGUGCCCGCCUUUGUAAGGAGGCUGGCAGAAGCGGGACUUGGAUGACCCUCACUCCCGUCCCGAGCGCUGGGGUCCAGGUUUGACUCCGCUGGCUUUCUCAGGCGGGCAGGGCGGGGGUAGGCAGCUGGGAAGAUGACGUAAUGUACUCCCAGCCAGGGCUGGAGGCGGCAGGCGGUCGCAGGUGGAGGAUGGCCUGUUAACCCUUCACUCCCAGGCCAGUGGACGGACUUGCGUGUGGCGCAGAUCCAACGGAGAAGGCAGCGGCUCCUUUAAACAAGGCGGAGGAGGUUAAGAUGAUGACCGGACAGCUACUCCAGGCAUUCGCUCCGAGGCCGCGGGGGGAGGGACCUCACUAUGCAAAUCUGAGCUGCUGAUCGAUGACGCGCCAUCACCCCACGCGCCGCCUCGCUCGCCGAUUGGCUGAGAUGAGCCUGGUCCCAUUGACAACAAACAGGGGGGCGCGCUGCUUGGAGGCGGGGCCGCAGGGGGCGCGGGCUCGGGCGGGGGAAUCCCGCCCCGCCCUUUCCGUGCGGCGCCCGGGCGCAACGCAAACAUGGCGGCGGGUGGAACCCGUCGGUGAGGCGGUACCGGGCGGGGGUUGUCGGGUGUCAUGGGCGGUGGCGACGGCACCGCCCCCGCGUCUCCCUGAGCAGCACGGCAGGGGGGCUUCUGCGCUGAGCCGGGCGAUGGACGAGAGCGGCGAGCUGGGCGGUCUGGAGACCAUGGAGACCCUCACGGAGCUGGGCGACGAGCUGACCCUGGGGGACAUCGACGAGAUGCUGCAAUUUGUCAGUAAUCAAGUGGGAGAGUUCCCUGACUUGUUUUCAGAACAGCUGUGUAGCUCCUUUCCUGGCAGUGGUGGUAGUGGUAGCAGCAGCAGCAGCAGUGGCGGCAGCAGCAGCAGCAGCGGCAGCAAUGGCAGGGGCAGCAGCAGCGGAGCUGUGGACCCUUUGAUGCAGCGGUCAUUCACCCAGGUCACAUUACCUUCCUUCUCUCCCUCGGCGGCCUCCCCACAGGCUCCAACCCUGCAGGUCAAGGUUUCUCCCACCUCAGUUCCCCCCACACCCAGGGCAACUCCUGUUCUUCAGCCCCGCCCCCAGCCCCAGCCUCAACCUCAAGCUCAGCUGCAACAACAGACGGUAAUGAUCACCCCAACAUUCAGCACCGCUCCGCAGACGAGGAUCAUCCAGCAGCCUUUGAUAUACCAGAAUGCAGCUACUAGCUUUCAAGUCCUUCAGCCUCAAGUCCAAAGCCUGGUGACAUCCUCCCAGGUACAGCCGGUCACCAUUCAGCAGCAGGUGCAGACAGUACAGGCCCAGCGGGUGCUGACACAAACGGCCAAUGGCACACUGCAGACCCUUGCCCCGGCUACGGUGCAGACAGUUGCUGCGCCACAGGUGCAGCAGGUCCCGGUCCUGGUCCAGCCUCAGAUCAUCAAGACAGAUUCCCUUGUUUUGACCACGCUGAAGACAGAUGGCAGCCCUGUUAUGGCUGCGGUCCAGAACCCGGCCCUCACCGCUCUCACCACCCCUAUCCAGACGGCUGCCCUUCAAGUACCAACCCUGGUGGGCAGCAGUGGGACCAUUCUGACCACAAUGCCUGUAAUGAUGGGGCAAGAGAAAGUGCCCAUUAAGCAGGUACCUGGGGGAGUCAAGCAGCUUGAGCCCCCCAAAGAAGGAGAAAGGCGGACAACCCACAAUAUCAUUGAGAAACGAUAUCGCUCCUCCAUCAAUGACAAAAUCAUCGAAUUGAAAGACCUGGUCAUGGGGACAGACGCCAAGAUGCACAAGUCUGGCGUUCUGAGGAAGGCCAUUGAUUACAUCAAAUACUUGCAGCAGGUCAAUCAUAAACUGCGCCAGGAGAACAUGGUGCUGAAGCUGGCAAAUCAAAAGAACAAGCUUCUAAAGGGCAUCGACCUAGGCAGUCUGGUGGACAAUGAGGUGGACCUGAAGAUUGAGGACUUUAAUCAGAAUGUCCUUCUGAUGUCCCCCCCAGCCUCUGACUCAGGGUCCCAGGCUGGCUUCUCUCCCUACUCCAUUGACUCUGAGCCAGGAAGCCCUCUGUUGGAUGAUGCAAAGGUCAAAGAUGAGCCAGACUCUCCUCCUGUGGCGCUGGGCAUGGUAGACCGCUCACGGAUUCUUCUGUGUGUCCUCACCUUCCUGUACCUCUCCUUUAACCCCCUGACUUCCCUGCUGCAGUGGGGAGGGGCCCACGACUCUGACCAGCACCCACACUCAGGCUCUGGCCGCAGUGUCCUGUCAUUCGAGUCAGGUUCUGGGGGCUGGUUUGACUGGAUGAUGCCUACUCUUCUCUUAUGGCUGGUAAAUGGUGUGAUUGUCCUGAGCGUCUUUGUGAAGCUGCUGGUUCAUGGGGAGCCAGUGAUCCGGCCACACUCGCGCUCCUCGGUCACCUUCUGGAGGCACCGGAAACAGGCAGACCUGGAUCUCGCCAGAGGAGAUUUUGCAGCUGCUGCCGCCAACCUACAAACCUGCCUGGCAGUUUUGGGCCGGGCACUGCCCACUUCCCGCCUGGACCUGGCCUGCAGCCUCUCCUGGAACGUGAUCCGCUACAGCCUGCAGAAGCUACACCUGGUGCGCUGGCUGCUCAAGAAAGUCUUCCAGUGCCGGCGGGCCACGCCAGCCACUGAGGCGGGCUUUGAAGAUGAAGCUAAGACCAGCGCCCGGGAUGCGGCUCUGGCCUAUCACCGGCUGCACCAGCUGCACAUCACAGGGAAGCUUCCUGCAGGAUCCGCCUGUUCCGAUGUACACAUGGCGUUGUGUGCCGUGAACCUGGCUGAAUGUGCAGAGGAGAAGAUCCCACCGAGCACACUGGUUGAGAUCCAUCUGACUGCUGCCAUGGGGCUCAAGACCCGGUGUGGAGGCAAGCUGGGCUUCCUGGCCAGCUACUUCCUCAGCCGAGCCCAGAGCCUGUGUGGCCCCGAGCACAGUGCUGUUCCUGACUCCCUGCGCUGGCUCUGCCACCCCCUGGGCCAGAAGUUUUUCAUGGAGCGGAGCUGGUCUGUGAAGUCAGCUGCCAAGGAGAGUCUAUACUGUGCCCAGAGGAACCCAGCGGACCCCAUUGCGCAGGUCCACCAGGCCUUCUGCAAGAACCUGCUGGAGCGAGCUAUAGAGUCCUUGGUGAAACCUCAGGCCAAGAAGAAGGCUGGAGACCAGGAAGAAGAGAGCUGUGAAUUCUCCAGUGCUCUGGAGUACUUGAAAUUACUUCAUUCUUUUGUGGACUCUGUGGGGAUUGUGAGCCCCCCACUCUCCAGCAGCUCCGUGCUCAAGUCCGCCCUGGGUCCAGACAUCAUCUGUCGGUGGUGGACGUCUGCAAUCACUGUGGCCAUCAGCUGGCUCCAGGGAGACGAUGCAGCUGUGCGCUCUCAUUUUACCAAAGUGGAAAGCGUCCCCAAGGCCCUGGAAGUGACAGAGAGCCCCCUGGUGAAGGCCGUCUUCCAUGCCUGCAGAGCCAUGCAUGCGUCACUCCCUGGGAAAGCAGAUGGGCAGCAGAGUUCCUUCUGCCAUUGUGAGAGGGCCAGCGGCCACCUAUGGAGCAGCCUCAACGUCAGCGGGGCCACCUCUGACCCUGUCCUCAACCACGUGGUCCAGCUGCUCACCUGUGACCUGCUACUGUCACUACGGACAACGCUCUGGCAAAAACAGGCCAGUGCCAGCCAGGCUGUGGGGGAGACCUACCACGCAUCAGGCGCUGAACUGGCGGGCUUCCAACGGGACCUGGGCAGCCUGCGCAGGCUGGCACACAGCUUCCGCCCAGCGUACCGCAAGGUGUUCCUGCAUGAAGCCACCGUGCGCCUGAUGGCAGGAGCCAGCCCCACCCGCACCCACCAGCUGCUGGAACACAGCCUGCGGCGGCGCACCACACAGAGCACCAAGCACGGAGAGGUGGAUGCCUGGCCCGGCCAGCGAGAGCGGGCCACCGCCAUCCUGCUGGCCUGCCGCCACCUGCCCCUCUCCUUCCUCUCCUCCCCGGGCCAGCGGGCAGUGCUGCUGGCCGAAGCUGCCCGCACCCUGGAGAAGGUGGGCGACCGGCGCUCCUGCAACGACUGCCAGCAGAUGAUUGUUAAGCUGGGUGGUGGCACUGCCAUUGCCGCCUCCUGACCACCAGGCUCAGCCCACCCCUCCUCCUCUCUCUCGGUUUCUCUCUCUCCCUGCCAGCAUCUUCCCGCUGAGAGUGGUGGGGAGGAGCCUUGUCUUCUUAGCUGUCACCUGCCGAGGCUUCUGGGCCACUCAGGCCAGUGCACCCCUGGGCAGAGCCCCUUAAAGCUGCUGUCACUAGAUGCCCAUGGUCCAGGGCCUGGUGGGCGUGAGAGGAAAGGUGGCAGGGCAGAAACUGGGCAGCCCUGACUUGAUAGCAGCAGGGGGAGCUCCCAAGCUGCCAAGCCCCUGCCUCCAGCCUUCCUGAGUUUCUCUCUCCUGAACCCUACUCUCUCCUUUUUGCUUCCUCAGUUUUUAUCAGGCUUUCUCUGGAGGACAGCAGUCUCUGAGCACCAGGGAGCAGUUCCCCUCAAGGCCUGUGCCCAGCAUGCCCUCCCCUUUUUAUACGAAUGUUUUCUACCAGUGUGCUUGGGUUUGCCAUGAUGCGAGGCUGAGUUGCUGUAGCGUCUUGAUUCUCUCCCUGGGUCUGCUUUCCCUCCCCUGGGCCUGACUGAGCCUGCUCAUUGUUUUUCCCUUUAUUACACAGGACAGCCAGGGGAGGAGGGGGGCCCAGCCCUGGGAGGCUGGUGGGAGGCAGGGGGCAGGCCUGCGGAUGGAUGAAAUGUUGGCAUUAUUUUUUAAUUUUUUAAAAAAUAAAUGGUAUCUUAUUUAAUUGUCCUGUUCCUUCCCACUCCCCGCCUCCUAGGAUAUCAGCCCAAGCUCAGGGUAGGCCCAGGGGGCUGGGAGAAAUGAAGCCACCCAUUGGGACUGGGGACCAGGGGCCUUCAGCAUGGCUUCUAGGUUCCCUUCUCCCCCUACCCCAACUCCUACCUCCACAGUACAGACUGUCCCCAGCUUAACAGUGGUUCAACUUAAACCAUGUUUCAACUUUACAAUUGGUCUGUUGGGGUAUUAAAUGAAUUUUUGACUUAGGAUAUUUUCAUUUAUGAUGGGUUUAUCAGGAAGUAACCCCAUGGUAAGUUGAGGCAUAUCUGUAUAUUUUUAUCCCUAAUUCUUGAGCUGAAAAUAAACUAGGAUGGCAGGGACCAACCCCUAAUCCCUCCCCAGUGGCACGCCCCUCUUUUCAGAGUGGGCAGAGGGUUGCCUAUGGUGGGCACUAGGAAUGAGGUCCCCUGCCUCGAUGCGGGUCCUAGGAGAAAAAGUCUUACUUUUCUGGGCCCCCAGGUGCAGCACCUCCCAGAGACUGUUUCUCCCAUGGCCUACUGAGUGACGGGCCCUGCCUCCUUGUGCCUCAUCCUCAGGCUGGUUGGAGCAGACGGUGGGCAGGAGCCCCAGCACAGACUGGGGGGUGCUCACAGCAGGGCCACCUUGAUACAGGCUGGAAUGUUAUCCCUGGGGUGUGCUUGGACCCCACCUGCUUUCUUUCUCUCCUGCCCCUCCCCUACUCUCACUGUAAUUUAUGGACCCUGCCCGCCUGCGUGUCGUGUGUAUGUCCUGUGCCUUUUCUCACUAUUGUUUGGGAGUGGGAGGGGGUGGUUUUUCACUGAAAAGGGGGAUACACCUAUGGCUUUCUUGAUGUUCAAUCAGUCACCGUGUCCCAGACAUAGGUUAUUCAAUAAACACAGAUUGGUACCACCCA